CAGCCAUUCGAACGCCCGCGUUUUUAAUAGCCCUUCAACAGCAGCAAGCACGGCACUAAACCACUAUCGGGCGAAUUUGUUUAUGGGCGACUGUCAUGGUAUUGUAAAUGCCGUUUAUGCAAAUUAGUGACGCCAUCGCUAAGAAACUGUGGAUGAAUGGGAAUCUUGCGUUUGAAAGUGAAGCCGUACCAUUCGAGGAAAUUAGCAGUUUACAGACGGGAAAACAGUUUUCUCGAUAAAAAAGAUCAAGUCAGGUAAGCACCAUCCAUCGCAGUGGAGUUGUAUUUGGUCUUUGAACUUUGAGGGAAAGUACUCAGGAAACGAUUGGUGUUUUGUGAGGCAGACGGUGAGGAAGUGGAAGACUAUAAUCAAUAUAUCUAUAUUCGAUUGUUGAAAUCAAAACUAUCUGAAUGAUCACAUGAGUUGUCACGUCUCAAUCAUUGCACAAUAUCGGAAACAUUAACGGGCUGAACAGCGGGUCGGAAUGAAACAACUGCAUGAGUAACACAGCCGAGUGAAGAACAACACUAUAGCCGGGUGAACGACACAGAAUUUGGUGCAUGGGACUCUACAGCAAGACUGUUGGACCAGCCAGUAGCAACAGAAGAACUGCAUGAGUGGUAUAGCCGAUUGUCGAAUAUCAAGGACAACCGACACAAAACUCAAAGUGCUGGACUUUCAAAAGACUGAGUGAACAAGGUGUUUUUAAUCGGAGGAAAUGUUCACCAACAACUUUUGCUGUAUGCCUGCAAUAUAAGCAGUCUCGAGAGGAUUUAUUCUUUGGAAGAAGAUAUUUUGGACGCAGAUAUCAUCAGAGAUUAUAUAGAUGUUAAGAAUAUAAAAAUCAUCAUGGAUACUCGUCUUUUUAGCUCUGUCUUCAGACUACUUUUGACCACCAUACUGAUUUCAAGAUGUAGUGCAGAAAUAGUAGUCACAGAAUCCCCUUCGGACACAAUCGUUGCUCUGGGUUUUCCCGCCGUGUUUCAUUGCUUGGGGCAAAACAAUCCACACAUGGAGUCACUCUAUACGAUAGUGGAAUGGAAGCACAACAAUGUGGUUAUCACUCCGGGUGGGCGCUUUCACGUCUUCUCGAACGGAACGCUCGACAUCAAAUGGACAGAGAUCGGGGAUGCGGGAAACUAUAGCUGUAAGCUGACAAUCGAAGAUGCGUACGGCGUUGUAAAGGAUACACAAAUUUUGCCGGCUGCAUGGCUCUACUUUGCCUUUCUUGAUGAUAUCUUUUACCAGCCAACCAACAUGACGGUGGUUGACCUGCAGUCCGCACCUGCUUACUUUCAGUGUAUCACCGGUGAUAGUUUGCCACUAGCCACUAUCAGCUGGGAAAAAGAUGGAGUGCCAUUGGUCGAUGACCAAAACAACGUGGUCAUCUACUCUUCCCAAUUUGGUGACCAAAAUUCUCUCAAGGUGUCUGGAACCCUCCAAAUUAACAAUGUCCGUUCGGUCCAUGCCGGUCAAUACCGAUGCGUGGUCACCAAUCCCUACCUGCCUGACCACCCAGCAAGAAGUUGGCCGGCCACUCUGACCGUUGGACCCAAUCCUGGUGCUCCAUAUGUCAGCCUCGCCCCGACCAGUCAGAUAGUUGCGAUGGGGCAAGCGGCCAUCUUUCCUUGUGUCAUCCUCGGUGACCCUGCCCCAGCCAUCACCUGGCGCCAGGAAGGAGCAGCUGCAAACAUUGCGAACUCCACCGAGGUCCAGGUCCUCUUAAACGGUUCCCUGCGGUUCUCGUCGGUCACCCAAGCCCAGGAGGGUAGCUAUGUGUGCACCGGGACCAGCAUGCUUGGGACUGUGUCUGCCCCCAGCGUCACACUUUUCUCAGCAAGUAUGGACUGGAGCUUUGUGAUAGAACCCACUGAUCUUGAUGUCCUAGAAGGGUCACCUUCGACCUUCUUCUGCCGGCCACCAUUCAGCCGACCUACAGCUAAUGUCACAUGGUACAAGGACUCUCUCCUCUACACCCCACGAACAGGAGCGCAGAUAUUGAGUGAAGGAGACCUCUAUUUCUCUGCUGCUAUGAAAUCAGAUGAGGGGGUUUAUUUCUGCGUGGCCAGCAAUGACUUCAUCCCUCGGCAGGUGACAUCACAGUCUGCAACAUUUACAGUGUCAGUUGGAACAAGCAUCGUCAGUCCUCCCAACAGCACUGAAGUGGUUCUAGGUAAUGAGUUGAGUUUGACAUGUGUGGCGGAGGGUGACCCCGCACCAAUUAUCACAUGGUCCAAAGAUGGCCGACAGCUGACAGCAGAUGAACGGACUACCAUUGGGUCCAGUGGGCUACUUCACAUCCGAAACAUAGUCGCUAUUGAUGAGGGAACAUACCGGUGUGAAUCUACUAACCUAUACAACACAGCCACAGCAUCAGCAUUUGUUAAUGUACUUAUUCCACCUCAGAUCACAGCCAGUCCAGGCGAGGUCACCGUAGGUCAGGGGUCACAGACCACCAUUACCUGCACCGUCAUAGGUGACCCAAUCCCGACGGUCUCAUGGUUCAAAGACGACAUGCUUCUGCAGAUUGACCCCUCCGACCCGUCCAACGUCCAGACCAACGCCGGUCUGGUGAUCUCCGAUGCCCAGCCCUACCAUGCAGGGAGUUACCGUUGUCAGGCCGAGAGCAGCGUUGGGACGGCAGAGUCCACGGGAACGCUCGUUGUAUGGACCGUCCCUGAGUUCAUUGUCGAACCAGAAAACCAGACUGCCCUGGAGUACAUGGUCGUCACCUUCCAGUGCAACGCAACGGGCACGCCAGCUCCGUCUCUGUCCUGGUUGUUCAACGAGGGUGCCCUGCCAUCCUGGGCCAGCGUCGAUGAGGAAGGAAGAAGACUCAACGUCCCGAAUGCUCUCUCUGAGAAUACGGGGAAGUACACAUGUGUGGCCACCAACGCUCAGGGAUCAGCGAGGGUAGAGGCGUAUCUGGAUGUUUUGGUUGAGCCCUCCGUGACGCCACUCCCCAACCUUACCCUGGAAGCUGGUCAGCAACUGAUCGUCACCUGCCAGGCCAGUGGUCAUCCAGACCCUACCUACACCUGGUUGAAUGAUCAAGACCCCCUUCAGUCAAGGGGUAGGGUGUCGCUGACCAACACAGGGGUUCUGACCAUCGCAGAGCUCAGCAAAAGUGACCAGGGCUGGUACAGCUGUGUGGCAUCCAAUAGUGUCGGCAAUGGGAGAGAGACCUUCUACCUCACUAUUGUGGAUGUUCCCGGUCAGCCUACACUCUUGGAAGCAUACCCCCUCUCUGCCACCUCAGUGCACCUUGCAUGGAUUGCUGGGGGAGAUGUUGUCGACACAGCCUACUACCAGGUCCAAUACAGACUCAGUACCUCGCAAACUUGGUUGACCUAUGUGGAUAAUUUGGAAGCAAUGGCUGGUAACCAAACCUACAUGCUUCACAGCUUGGAGGAGAACCAGGAGUAUCAAGUGAGGGUUGUUGCAAAGAAUGCCGUUGGACAGACUCCGAGCACGAUGGUGGUAGUGAUGACACCAUCAGUAACAGGUCCAUCUGCACCCAGGAACGUCCGUGUCACGUCAUAUAACGGAACAUCGAUCAGUCUCGUAUGGGAGGUCCCUGCCGAUCGGAAUGGACCCAUUGAAAUCUACAUGGUGGAGUACCAUAUCACUGGUACAAUGGAUUUCAUGAUCAAGGAGAUUCCAGGUGGUGGUCAAGCUACCAUUACGGCCAUGGUAAGUGACCUUCGACCCUUGACCAGCUACCAGCUAAGGGUCAGUGGAGCCACGCUACACAAGGGGCUAAGACAGCCAGGGAAUUACAGUGAUUACCUGGAGCAGACCACUGGCACAGCAGCACCGGAUGGAGCUCCUUCAAAUUUGACUUUAGAGGUUUCAUCCUCAACCUCAAUCACAGCAUCAUGGGAGCCAAUUCCCGCUUUAAACCAGAACGGAGCCAUCACAGGCUACAUGGUCCUGUACCGCCUGUCUGAAAGUUUGGAAGACUUCGUUAUGAGUGAGGCCAUUGGUGCUGCGACCUCUUACCUAUUGACUGGUCUAUCACCCUGGACAACAUAUGAGGUCAAAGUUCAAGGGGUCAACGGAGACGGUGUAGGUCCUUCCAGCGACAGUGUGGUGGCUAAGACCUUAGCCGAUGCCCCAACUGAUGUCCCACAGAAUGUAUCAUUAUCAACAGUCAAUAAAACAUCAAUCAGUGUCACAUGGGAGCCUGUCCCAGAAUCCGGUAGAAACGGUCUCAUCGAUGGCUACACUGUAUUCUAUAGAGCAGCCGGUGUUUCUGGAUUCAGCGAAAGCCACCUAGCUCCAACAGAGACAUCGCUUAUUAUCACGGAUCUGGACGUUGCCCAGGAAUACCAGGUGCAGGUCCUGGCCUUCAACUUGGUGAAUGGAGUGAUGAAGAUCGGGCCUAGGUCUGCCAUUCAAUCUAUACCAACGGCUGAUGGGCUUCCUGGACCUGUUGUUGGUCUAACGGCAUACCCACAUGAGACUUCCAUUAGACUGAGAUGGAACCCUCCUGUCAUCACGAACGGCCUGAUCCAGGGCUAUGCCAUCAAGUAUGUGUCUAUGCAACGAAACAACCCUACAACAACAACAGCAACAACACAGGCCACUCCCACUGAAACAACAAGCCCCUCCCCCUUCACUACACCAUAUGAAGAGGCAACAGCUGCAGGUGCAGUAAACAGGACCAGACGACAGACUGUCAAUACCUUUACAAACGAGACCCAUGGGAUUAUUGAGACUGCGGAGACCAGUCACACCCUGACAGACCUGCUAGCGGAGAGUAGGUACUGGGUUGGUGUCAUCUCCAAGACCAGUGCCGGCUUCUCGCCUGAUGUUGUCAGUAUCUACGUUAUCACGGGUAAACUACCUCCAACUCUUGGUGCUACUACUCCUGCUCCUACCAUAACAACAACCAAUGCAACGAUUGUAACAUCCAGCUUUGAUACUUUCUUUGAUCUUUUCAAUCUACCAAAGACAUCUUUGAUCCUCUUCCUGUCUAUCAUUGGUGUUGGAUUCCUGGCCAUCAUCCUGGCCAUCGCGGUCUUCUCAGCCUGGUGCAGUGGACGUCGAAGUCAUCCUCGCCACAUCAAGAGGAAAGCAACGCUUUUGAUACCAAACGAUGGCCGCUCUUCUCCAGGGGGUAGCAUGCCAAGUGAUGAUGUCAUAAUGGCCGACCAUUCACAUUCCGCCAGCAAUUCUGUCUGCCGAUCACACUCCCCCAGCGCAAGCAGCGGCCUGGCCGCAUCCACGGAGCUCCCCUCGACGGCGGGGACGACGCCCAUGAUAGACUCUCAGCCUCUGAUCCACGACAGCGGGAGCGACAACCCCGACUACAGCGACCACUCGGACCCCAGCCGACCCCGGGCUAGCUCGUCCCCUGCGAGUGCCCAGCAUUCGGUGAGGGCCAUCCCCCCGCCACUGACCCUCCCCGCAACUGCUUCGGUUAACCUAUACCCCACCGCUCCGAACCCACGAAACGGAAGAUUAAAUACCGGUAAUGAUUUGUUAGACACGUCACCAGCAGGCUUAGAGGCACUAUAUUCAAGGGUAAACCGAAGCAAUCUACAAGCACCUUCACGAUUAAAGAAAGACAGCCUGGCUGCCAUAGCAGUCUUGCUCGAUCAAGAAGAGAACGAGUCCGACCUCCGACCCCUGGACAGUCCGCCCUCAGUAGUCAUAUCCAAUCAAAGGACAACAUUAUAGCCCAUUCUGACCAAUGGGAAAUCAGGAAAUAUUUUUUUAUAAACAUUUGAAAACUUAUGACCAAAGAACCCGUUUGCCAACUCAAAGUGAGGGUUGGUGAUUGAAAUUAUUUUUUAUUCUUGUUGUAAAGGACGCCAUCUCUUGUUGGUUGGUCAUGUGAAUACGUUGUGAGAUAUUUCAGAACAAAUGAAAUGGGCACCCAACUGAGACAGAUACCAGUCUUCAUCAGUCGUCAUCAUCUUCAUUAUUGUCAUCAUAAUUUUCAUCAUCGUCAUCAUCAUUGUCAUCGUCAUCACCAAUGUCAUCAUCAUUGUCGUCAUCAUGACUAUUGUCAUCAUCAUGGCCCUCUGGAAGACCACUACAUGUAUUGGUGAAUGGAAUUCCCCGAAUAAAUAAAAAAUCAAUAAAUAAAUAAAUCUUCAUUAUUGUCAUCAUCAUCGUUGUCAUCAUAAUUGAUUUGGAACUCAAGUGACAGAGGUUGUGAGAAUAGGAGCAAAUAUGAGUCUGGAUUCCCGAGUAUGUUGGGAGAAACUGUCAGACAGCAUCUUCGAAGCAAUGUCUAAUGCUUGCCUUCCAUAAUGAAAGACCUCCCUACUCCCAGUCAUCCAGGAUGCCCUACUCUCUGAUGCAGGAAUCACCUUAAACGUGACACUUGGUCAUUCUUAAAGGUUUCCAAGAGAUCAACCAUUAACACAGUGAAAUGGAAGAGGCCGACUCAUCAAAGAGCAAGUGGAUACUAUCACCUGUACCCUUGGAGGGUAAUCCAACCCAAAUAAAACAUUGUUUUAAGAGGAAAAAGAAAGAAGAACUCAGAAUUUCAUGGAACAUUUAAUGGGGUGGAGGGGAGGUCCAAAAAAAAUUAUGCAUAUGUCAAGAAUCUCUAGUUUUGACUCAACCUGAUGCAAUUUUUAGUUAACCAGUGGCUACAUAAGAUUUUGAUAUAUAUAUAUAUAUAUAUUUUUUGGCCAAGAAUUCAUAUGGGGUCGGAUGGCAUUUUUGUCGUAGUGACAGAUAAUGUAUUGCUAAGUUGCACAGCUACCUGCUGCAUUGAGUUAGCUUUUUCAUCUUAUAAAUGAAAAUAAAUGAAUAAUAAAUUCAAUUCAUCUUAUGAUUUUUAAUUAUAUAUUUGUAUUCUUUUCCAUUUUAUUUUUGCUCUAUGUUCAGUCUAUGUCCUUGGUCAAGUAAUUGCCAAGAUGCCAUCAUGUGCAUAAUGAACCAAGCUUUAGAAGUCUGAUAAUGUUUUCUUGAAGUUGUUAUGUUUACCAUUCUUAUAACAGCAACGCAUUGUGUGAUUGCUACUCCUUUGUAAGCUUUGUAAUAGUUAGUUUUAAAGUGUCUAUUGUAAAAUCAUGGUAUGAAAAGAAAUGUAGAAUUGCUUGUAAUAUGUACAUGUACAAUGUUUUCUUGAAAUCAUUACGUUCUCCAUUCUCAUAAUAACAACAUACUGUGCUAAUUUUGCCCCUUUGUAAUUUUUAUUUAGUUUUGCAGUGUCUAUUGUAAAAUCAUGGUAUGCAAGGAAGUAGUAUGUAGAAUCGUUUGUACUAUGGUAAACAUUUUAUAGAAUGUGGUGCUGUAU
Messenger RNA from Lytechinus variegatus (green sea urchin), 7261 nucleotides. Its product is annotated as neogenin-like. Bases 850 to 5685 code for a protein of 1611 amino acids. Lineage: Eukaryota; Metazoa; Echinodermata; Echinoidea; Temnopleuroida; Toxopneustidae. Gene Ontology annotation, biological process: cell-cell adhesion. Gene Ontology annotation, molecular function: protein binding. The record is from RefSeq and is a predicted model, not a curated record. The transcript is spliced from 32 exons.